This is a messenger RNA of Dichotomopilus funicola, 444 nucleotides long. RefSeq lists its product as uncharacterized. NCBI's taxonomy places the organism in Eukaryota, Fungi, Ascomycota, Sordariomycetes, Sordariales, Chaetomiaceae. The record is from RefSeq and is a predicted model, not a curated record. The transcript has 2 exons. The annotation marks the transcript as partial.
UGCCUGCUCCCGGAGGACGUGACGACCCUGGUAGACGCGUACGUGCGGAUUCUCUCGGCGGACCACUGGGACGACGCCAAUGGGAAGUACCUCGCCGAUAACUUUAUCGAUCGGUCAGACAGCAUCAACAGCCUGGCGGGGAAGCCCCUGGGUACGGCCACGUUCCCGACGAAGAAGUCGUUUAUUGACUACGAGACCGCCACGCCGGACCACCUUCCGCUGGUGGUGACGCACUCGACGCCGACGUCGUGCACCGAGAUCGCACUCAUCUGGCAGGCGACGUUUGGCGUGGACCCAGAGAAGCAGCAGCAGGUGCGCGGGUUGACCAUCAUUGGCGCGACCCACGCUGCGGGGUCCUGGCAAAUCCAGUCUCUGGACGUCGAGUUCAACAACAUCGCGUACUUGGAAAACAUUGGGGGGUCCAUCAACCCGCCGCCCCAGUGA